This is a messenger RNA of Didymodactylos carnosus, 267 nucleotides long. NCBI's taxonomy places the organism in Eukaryota, Metazoa, Rotifera, Eurotatoria, Philodinida, Philodinidae. The record is from the annotation of a GenBank genome assembly.
AUGACCAACAUAUUCAGUACAUGGAUUAAUGAAGUUCGUUCAUCUGAAGAAUCUGUUAUGUGUCGUCAUGAACAAGAACAAGUUCAAAAGCGUAUAACACGGCCACGAAAAAUGAAAAAUAUAUGUGAUGAUGUGAAGCUUAAAUUAGCAAAAACAAAAUAUAUCGAAGAUGAAGACUUUGAUAGGUAUCAAAAAGUUUUAAGAGCUCUUUCUCAUCGGUAUAUAGAUGUUAUAAAAGAUGCCGGAGAUAGUAAUGACGAAGAUUAA